CCUCAAUUGAACAAUUAAACAAUAAUGCUCUAUCUAGAACCUACUAAAAAUAUUAUAGGUAUAUUCUUUUUCUUUUGCUUUGUAGGACUUCCAAGAGAGGGAGCCACGCGCUAUUAAAGAUCUACAUCUUGCCCAGCGUUUGAAUCACCUUGGAACCUGUUUCUCUCAGUUAGCGUACUUACCGCGACGAGAGCAUAACAUGCUCGAAACCGGAGCUUUGGUUAAACCCUUGUGUUUUCCAGAGAAGUUUUCCAACAACUCUUUCACUGUCUUUAAUAUAAAAGGACUUUAAGGAGCAUUAUUUGGAAGAAAAAAUUAACAUUCCAAGUAUAUCCCUAGAAUGAAACAAGAAUGUUAUGUCUAGGAUGCAUAUUGAGAAUGAUAUAGGUAGAUAUAUUCUAAGAAUAUUUCAAGCAUAUUGGUAUAAUAUUCUUUUGAGAACAUAGCUAUAAAGUCAUAGGAACAUUCAUUGAAUAUGAGAAUAUACAUUUCAAGCAUAUUUUUAGAAUCAAAGAGGAAUAUUCUUUUCAGGAUGCACUGAGAAUCUGAUAGGUAUAUUCUAGGAAUAUCCUAAUUGAUUUUCCAGGAAGUUCUUGGGUAUUACAAACAGUAUUUCUACAAUCUUUUCUCAGAACAUUCUCAGGACAUUCGCAAUGGUUUUGACGAACAUUCUAGGCACAUUCCUUCUAAGAAAAGAACAUUCUUAUUACAUUCUAAGGAUGCAAUUUUGUUAUGUGGGUCAGCAGUUUAUGUGCGUAAGAUAACUUUCACUCAAGCCCUCCGCGCUUUAUCAUCAACUAGUCAGUGAACAAUGUCGAAUCAAAGUUCACGUUUGCGUGAGACCCGAUAAUUACGCGCGAUGUUUUAAUUUUAUCAAUUUCAACGUAUUAAGCGUGUUUUCAAUGACAAGCGUUGCCUUACGAAAUUGUUUAGUUAUUGUGUGUCCUAGAAAGUAAACGUAUUGAGAUGAGUGAAAACAAUUUGAUCGUUACAGUGGCCGAAGGAAAACUUAAAGGAAAAAAUUAUGUGACUUAUAAUGAUAAAACUAUUUUAAGUUUUCAAGGAAUACCUUACGCUAAACCGCCGAUAGGAGAUUUACGCUUUAAGGCACCUCAUCCACCGGAAAAAUGGGAAGGAAUCAAAGAUGUCACCACAGAAGGAGCAGAAUGUUACUCAAAAAAUUACAUUACGAAUAUACUAGGAGGUUCAGAGGAUUGUCUGUUUUUGAACGUUUAUACUCCAAAGAUUAAAGGCAAAAAUGAAAAACUGCCAGUCAUGUUUUGGAUACACGGUGGAGGUUUUGUACGAGGCGAUGGAAGUACCGAACUUUAUGGUCCAGAUUACAUUGUUGAAAAGAAUGUCGUAUUGGUCACAAUCAACUAUAGAUUGGGAGUUUUAGGAUUUCUUGCAAUUUCUGACCCAUCCGUUGGAGUACCAGGAAAUGCUGGAUUGAAAGAUAUAGUUAUGGCUCUGAAAUGGGUACAACGAAAUAUUUCGGUAUUUUCUGGAGAUCCAAAUAAUGUAACGAUAUUUGGUGAAAGUGCCGGCGGUUCAGCAGUUGAACUGUUAAUACUAUCUCCAAUGGCAAAAGGUCUAUUUCAUAAAGCAAUAAACCAAAGUGGAAGUGCUCUAAAUUGCUUCACAAGAGGAAAAUGCUCGUCUGUCUAUGAUCUAGCUAAAAAACUUGGCAUUGAAAAUAAUGACGACACAUUAAUUUUGUCAGAAUUGCAAAAAGUUCCUGUAGAAGAUUUAGUGAGAAAUAGUUUGAAAAUCCCCGACUCGUACCUAGUCUCAAUCUUAAGGCCAUUUUGUGUAGUCAUAGAACCUAAAACCAAAGAGCCGGGUUUCCUUACCGAAGAACCAUUAGAUAUAAUUAAAUCUGGAAGAUUUAUCAAAGUUCCUAGAAUAAUAGGUUACAAUUCGUUAGAGGGUAUUUUUGUGCAUAUUGUGAUGAAACACAAACCCAACCUUUUUUUGUCCGAUGAAAAUUUAGUACCUCAUAUGAUGAAUUUGAGAAUAGGAAGCGACCAGUACAAAAAAGUAGCUCUAAGGAUUAGAGAAAUGUAUAAAAUUACAGGAAAAGAAUCGGAUAAAAAUGCUGCAGACUUGGAAAAAGCGUUAAAUAUUUUCACUCAUAAUUUUUUUUCGGCAGACAUUUGUCGAUCAGCAAGAUAUCAAUUGAAGCAUAACGAAUAUCCAAUAUAUUUUUAUCGGUUCGAUUUGGAUACUGAAAUAAACAUGAUCAAAAAGCUUGCUGGAUUAGAUGUUAAGGGCGUUGCUCAUGCAGAUGACCUAAGCUACUUUUUCACCAAUUUCUUAACGCCUCCACCGGAAAGCAGUUCUCUGGAAUUAAAGCUAAUUUCAAAACUGACAAAAAUAUGGACAAAUUUUGCUAAGCAUGGGAAUCCUACUCCAUCAAUAGACGAAGAAGUAGAAACAAUAUGGGACCCAAUAACAGUUGAUAGUUUUAAUUAUUUGUCUUUAGAAAAUGAUGGUUUUAAAAUGUUAAGGAAUCCUGAUAAGGACUAUAUGGAUUUUUGGUACGAUUUGUAUGAAGAAUUUCAGUUUAAGUUAUCGAAGUUGUAACACAUAUAUCAUCUAGGAAUAUAUAUUUUCAUAUCACACUAGUAA
Ceutorhynchus assimilis (cabbage seed weevil) is the source of this 2631-nucleotide messenger RNA. The record is from the annotation of a GenBank genome assembly. NCBI's taxonomy places the organism in Eukaryota, Metazoa, Arthropoda, Insecta, Coleoptera, Curculionidae.